This is a messenger RNA of Candidozyma haemuli, 906 nucleotides long. RefSeq lists its product as uncharacterized. NCBI's taxonomy places the organism in Eukaryota, Fungi, Ascomycota, Pichiomycetes, Serinales, Metschnikowiaceae. The record is from RefSeq and is a predicted model, not a curated record. Bases 1 to 906 code for a protein of 301 amino acids. Gene Ontology annotation, biological process: mitochondrion organization; lipid homeostasis. Gene Ontology annotation, cellular component: mitochondrial outer membrane. The transcript has a single exon.
AUGUCUGUUGAAGAUCUAAGGCAGGUUGUUCCUGAUCCUCUAGACGAGAUAUAUCCAGAGGAUGAGCCACAGUAUGUGCCUGAACCGCCCAAGAAGACUUGGGUCCAUAAGGCAUCAUCCAUACUACUAAAUGUCCAGAAGUACCUGGCGUACGGCUUCUUGGGCUUCUAUGGGCUCCACACAGCAUCUACCGUGAUAGUUCCGGGCCUAGGCAUCAGCCAGGCAACGUGCCAGGAUAUCUUUGAGAUGUGCAGAAACGUAUACAUGGCUCCUUUGCUAGAACCAGCUAUGGUGAACUUGACUGCUGUGCUUCACAUUGGAGCUGGGCUAGCGCUACGCUUGGUUCGAAUGGUGGCUAGGCGGAAAAAGGCCCAGAAGAGAGAAAGAGACAUUAUUAUAAAAGAGGAGGAUAGAGACGAUAUUGGGCUUGGAGGUAUAGGCACGAUAUUUGGCCUAGGGUUCAAGAAGCUGUGGAUCUCGUCCAACUUCCCCAGUUUCACACCAUUGACGUUUUCAGGUUACGUAUUUACAGCAGCAUUGGCCUACCAUUACGCUAAAAUGAAGCUAGGCCCGGUAGCCAUCGAUGGAGACUCUUCGUUGGUUACCUUAUCAUAUGUCACUCACUACUUCCAGCAAUCACACUUGGGACAAGUAGGCUGUUGGCUUAACUACGGAAUGCUUGCUCUUGUGCUGUGGGUGUCGUUUUAUCACGUUGUAAGUGGACUUUUCAAGUACAGAAGACAGUUCAGCUUGCGAGCUAAGAAGAUCGCAUACGGAGUAAUUGCGUUUUUGACUGGCCUUAGUGUUGUUUCCAUGACCAGAAUGCGUCACUGGGAACUAGAGGUUGGUUUCCUAGGCAAGCAAUUUGCUAAGUACCUUUUUGCUAACUACCUUUUUGUGGUGUGA